Molecule: messenger RNA, 1533 nt
Organism: Tilletiaria anomala UBC 951
Lineage: Eukaryota; Fungi; Basidiomycota; Exobasidiomycetes; Georgefischeriales; Tilletiariaceae
Exons: 3
Coding region: 271-1437 (388 amino acids)
Source: RefSeq, a predicted model, not a curated record
GCUACAGGGACUGCAAGCGCUUCGGUCCACCACGAAUGCGUUUUCUCUAUCUUGCUGCUGGAAAGUUGCUUUGGUGCAUUGAGCUGCGCGCUUGUACGGCCCCGAUCCUUCGUCGCAUACGUGUGCUCCCAUGAUCGCCGUUGCACGAAGACCAUCUUGCAUUUCUAGCAGGGAUCCAUCUGAAACUUCUUUGGUCGCCAAUAGCACCAAGCUCGUACAUCCUUACGCUUCAAUAUUGGUCCGCACAGCUUGUACUAGAGCUGUAUCAAAAUGCUUGGUCCCAUGGACAAUCCCCACGCCAAGAUCGAUGAGCGUAUUCUUGUCAGUCAAACAUCAAAGCCGGUCUCUUCAGCAUGUGAACCUGUUCCGUCACAUCACGGGGCGGAGAUCGCUGCUGGAGACAAGAACAAAGACUCUAGCUCAACCACGGAAGAGCAGCAGCAGCAGAAAGCUAGUGAUGUCGACAUAGACUUGACGCACCUUCCACACAACCUCCGAUGGCUCAGACUCGAUCCCGUCUCGCAUCCCGAGGAGAUUCAAAAUGCGACACAUGCCGUGGACCUCUGGUCCGGCUUAGACUCUUCUCCGGAUCGCGAGAGAGCUCGGUCGAGCUUCGACUUCGAACUGGACCGCUCGGCAGUCGCUCCUUUAGCCAAAUGCGACGACGAACGCAAUCGUUUGCUUGCCUGGCCAAAAUUUGCCUUCUCGGAGCAUGAUCACCGCCAUCAUCGGCAGCAUCAUCAGCGCUUUCGCAGCUCAGAGCCCACCAACGAUAUCGACCGGAACUUCAUGCUGCAGUUGGGGGACAAACCGGCCUUCGCAUGCCCCUCUCACAUUCACGCACACACGAGUAGCGACAGUUCGGCGAGCGGGAGCAGCUUUGCUUCUCUAAGUGCAUACUUGCACGAUUUCAUCCUACAAGAGCGGCAACGACAAGAGGAAGAAAUGCGAGUGCCAAGCUUCGCUUCGCCGUCCAUUGCAGGUUCUGUUUCAAGCGAACCCAAUCUACCAAUGCGCCUUUCGAGCCUUCCGAUCAGCAACAAAAAUAUGAAUAGCAGCAACGUCUUUGAAGAUCGACGCUGCUUGACACCUCAAUAUUCCGCAUCGCAUUUGCCUCCCAUCCCAGUGAACUCUAUGUGUGGUAACGGCGCUUCAGCAGUCCGCGCAAGGCAAUCGGCAAACUACUCUUCCGCCCAUGGUCUUCUCAGCUUUGCGUCCUCUUCGCCACCUGCCCUGCCUACAAUUACUUCCAUGCCAGCGCAAUGGCCGGCUUCACCUUGCGGUUCCUCAAACAUUGGCGGCGAGAGCAUCGUGCAGCCCCUUACUGGCCCUCCACAUAGCUCAAGAGGAACAGCAACAGCUCGCACCGUCUUCAUCCGACUUUUCUGGAGCCGCUGCCUUUGCUCAUGCUGGCGCUCAUGUGCACACUCGCUCUGACGGGAUUUCUAAGCCUGCAAGAGCGCCCGGCAGUAGUCUCAGCAUCGGCUCUCUCACGCGGUCCAAAUCUGCGCCGAGCUCGCGCCGUGGUCUAUU